CCUCCGCAAUGGCAUCUAGAGUUGUCUGGCUCCUGUUCUUCACCGUGGGCUCCUCCUUCAGCUUGGGGGCAGAGACCCUGUACGUGGGAAUGUCCGUCCAGUCAUUCAGUAAAGAUACUUAUGGAUCAGUGGGCUCGACCCCCAGCCACAGUAAGUCUCCAUUGAACGGCAACAGCAUUGUGGGUGAUGAUGAUCACGCUGAGGACCAACCACUGCCUCUAAGUGGCCUGCACAGGGUGAAAGCAAUUGACCCACAUCUGCUGUCUGUGGACAAAAGGAAAAAGGUUAAAAAUGCAGUAGAAAACCACACAGGGUUGAGGAAGCAGCCUGUUCACCGCCACAUCAAGGGCCUUCCAUCUGAGAGCCACGAGGAGGGAACUCUUCCUGCUGCUUACUUCAGCCAAACCAACCGGAUGCUUACAAAUAGGCUUCAUUUGGAGGCCACCAACAGCAUCGCUUCCUAUUUGCACCAAUAUGUACAUUCCCAUCAGAAAGGCAGGCUGCUGGCUGAAGUCUAUGCCUUCAAGAACACAGACUCGGAUACUGCCCAGUCCCCUGGCCUGUAUCACCUCAAUCGACCAGGCAAGGGAAAUUCCUACUACAAACUCAGCAACGCCCUCCGAAAUACCACCGUAUCCUCCUUGCUCACAAAUCGGCAGGCGUCCAGCAUUCUGCGUCGCUUCAGUGCAUUCAAGGAAGAUGCUGACAAUACAGAAGUGUGUCGGACUGAUUGCAGGAGGGACCGUGAGGAAGUGGAGGCCUACUGCACCAGUGAAUUUGCGGUGAACGGGAUUGUUCAUGAUGUCAACGUGGUACAGAAAGGGAUGCGCUUGGUGAUGUUGUUGGUAAACAGCAAUGGACUGUACAAGAUUAAUCGCCUGUUCAUCAACCCUGAUGGCUUCUUCUUUCAAGUUCACAUGCUAGUCGUGGAUGCCUUAAACUGCAGCAAACCCUGUCCGGACUUCAAACUUGGCAGCAGAUACAUCGUGAUGGGCCAUAUUUACCACAGGAGACGGCAGUUGCCGAGAGCUCUGCAAGAGCAUCUAAGAGGGCAUCUGAGACCUGGAGAUGGGCUGCUUUGGAGCGGGAGUUACGUGAAAAGGUUCAACAAGAGGCGGGAUCGGAAAGUUCAAGCAGCAGCUCAUCGUGCCUGCAGCUGAGGAGGCAGCACGGCCACAGUCCAUGCAGUUCGGGGGUGCUUCUGUCAGAAAAAAAUGGCCCCUGCUUUCAUCACAAUUUGAUAUACCUUCUCUAUAAAUAAUUAAAAAAAAAUGGUUCCUGCCUAAUGGCAAACAGUAAAGAGGUACAGAGACAUGUGUUUUCUGCUGGAAUGUCUUACUCUUAAUGUAAGCAUUGAUGGACUCCUGCUAUUUUAGCAAUAUUUCUUUUUAAUCGUAUUACUUCAGGAGGACAAGCAUUUAAUCCAAAAACAAUCUGAGGUUUGGUACAUUUUUACAGGUGAAAAAAUCAACAUAAUAGGAACGGUUCUUGCUGAAGACCUCUGCAAAUGUCUAUGUGAAUGAUGAAAUGCUAUGAUAUACACUUAACAAACACCUAUUUGUUUCUUGUGCAGGAAUACUAAGAGACCAUACUGUGCACU
This is a messenger RNA of Eublepharis macularius, 1600 nucleotides long. RefSeq names its product chromosome 4 C17orf58 homolog (gene C4H17orf58). The transcript has 5 exons. Gene Ontology annotation, molecular function: protein binding. Bases 9 to 1160 code for a protein of 383 amino acids. The record is from RefSeq and is a predicted model, not a curated record. NCBI's taxonomy places the organism in Eukaryota, Metazoa, Chordata, Lepidosauria, Squamata, Eublepharidae.